This is a messenger RNA of Eucalyptus grandis, 1095 nucleotides long. Its product is annotated as auxin-responsive protein SAUR72. Gene Ontology annotation, biological process: response to auxin. Bases 88 to 624 code for a protein of 178 amino acids. The transcript has a single exon. The record is from RefSeq and is a predicted model, not a curated record. Lineage: Eukaryota; Viridiplantae; Streptophyta; Magnoliopsida; Myrtales; Myrtaceae.
AAAUCCCGAAACCUCACCACCAUUUGAGUUCGACCCCAAUACGAGACGUUUGCGAAAAUCCCAUUUUCUUGAAGGCACAUCAACUUCAUGGAUUCUAAGAAGUCUAACAAGAUCAGUGACAUUGUUAGGCUUCAACAGAUCCUCAAGAAAUGGAAAAAGAUCGCAAACGCCCCCAAGAACACCAACAGAAGUGGCAAUAGCAGCACAGGCAACUCCAAUUCAACUACCACUUCCACGGGAAAUGGCAGCAAAAGCAUCAAGUUUCUGAAGAGAACUCUUUCCUUCUCGGACGUCACAGCAUCGUCUAGUGACGCCGUCCCCAAAGGCUUUUUGGCCGUCUCUGUGGGGAAAGAGCUGAAGAGAUUUGUGAUCCCUACUGAGCAUUUAAGACACCCGGCAUUCGGGAUACUUCUGCAAGAAGCAGAAGAAGAGUUUGGCUUCCAACAGGAAGGAGUUCUCAAGAUUCCAUGUGAAGUGCGUGUUUUCGAGAUGAUCUUGAAGGCUGUCGAGGAAAAAAGAGACGUCACAUUCUUCUCGCAUGAGUAUGUAGAGAAAGAUGCCAUUAGCUGUGGCUCAUCCGAUUGUGAGCUCACACCUUCUCAUCACCCCCAAAUGUGCAGAUAACUUCUGCUUUCAUGUUUCUCUCUUACUUUCUUCUUUAUGUAUUUUGGUCCUCUGAGUGAUAUUACUUAUACUUUUAAAGGCAAUGUAGGAGUGGCAAUGAAGAACAGAGCAACAUAAAAAUAGGAGUGAAUAAGGUGGGCUUUCUUUGAUGGCCAAAAGGCAGACUUGUUUUGGGGAGAAAUAGUUUUUAGUUGGCGACUUUAAACCAAGGGUUGCUAUUGGCCAUAAAAACAGAAAAGUAAAACCAAGGGUUGCUCUCUUUAAUUAUAUCUACCAUUAAAUGAAGCAGAAAUUGAACCAUUACCACCUUGCAGCUCACUGAUGCUUCUAGCUGAUCUGUGCUCUUUCCCUUGUUAUGCCAUUACAUGUACUCUGAAAUUAAGAUCGACUCCAGUCCACUUCUGUGGAUAAACACAUUUAUCCUACAUGAAUGUCUACUAUAACUCUCUAGAUCAUUAUCUGAUCCAUGCU